AUGCUUGACGAUCAUCAGUCGGAAGGAAUCUCUUUAGAUGCAUUUUCAAGGAAGUGUGAAAGACAAAUGAUAGUUGACUCCUUCGCUGUAGUUGUCCUACACACAGUUCAUGUCACAACUCUUUCAGGAAAACUCUUCUGGGCUCUGAUCCCAAUUGGUUAACAGAGAGUUGGCCCCAGCGCUGUUACUCCACGCCACUAUUCUCCAGCUCUGAGUCUUCCCAGGAGAUUGUUCAGAAGGAGAGAACCACCAAAAACAUUUCCACCAUACCCUUCACCACCAAAUCGAUUUACAACUGGACCUUCGUGGCUAAUUGACUCAGACGAUGUUCCGGAUAAAGAAGAGGAUGGUGAAGAAUAUGAGAAACCUGCGAAAGAAUUCGAGAUAUUUGAGGAAGAUGGCAAAGAUUAG
Molecule: messenger RNA, 411 nt
Organism: Nezara viridula (southern green stink bug)
Lineage: Eukaryota; Metazoa; Arthropoda; Insecta; Hemiptera; Pentatomidae
Source: the annotation of a GenBank genome assembly